This is a messenger RNA of Diorhabda carinulata, 392 nucleotides long. RefSeq names its product cuticle protein 6.4-like. Bases 31 to 333 code for a protein of 100 amino acids. Lineage: Eukaryota; Metazoa; Arthropoda; Insecta; Coleoptera; Chrysomelidae. The record is from RefSeq and is a predicted model, not a curated record. The transcript has 2 exons.
UUGUCCUCAAACAAAUAAGCAACUUACAAAAUGAAAUUGAUAAUCUUCUUCGUCGCCGCCUUAUUGGUCGUCGUCAACGCGGAUCCCGAACCAAAACCGAAACCGGGAUCGAAAGCAGUAGUCUACAGUUCCCCGUUGGGUUACAGCCCAUAUGCAGCACUCUCUUAUCCUGGUUUAUAUCCUUACGGUACCCCAUCUCUAUACUCCUCGCCAAUCGUAGGAUGGAACGGUUACGCCGGAUUGAACGGUUACGCCGGAUUGAACGGUUACAACGGAUGGAACGGUUACGGAUGGAACGGAUACAGCGGAUGGCCCGGCGUAAUCGCUGUCUAAUAAGAUAAUUAUUAUUUUAUUAGAAAUGGUUUAUAAUUAAAUAAGUUGUAUAAAAUAUA